AUGUCAGACUUGAUUAGACGUUGUAGGGCGGUGACGACUACACCGAGUUCAGAGCCCCCGGCUCAGCCGGUAUCAGCUGCCACUGCUCCAGCACUGAUGGAGCAGGACCACGUGCUAGCUGGUCCUGGGGGAUCCCAGGCGGCUGGAUCACCACCACCGACACCACAUCGACUGACUAUACUGGUGCCUCGGGGGCACCUCCAGGUAAUACCCUUCCACUUUCCCAAGAGGAACACCCGAGGGCCGUGUCGGCAGCUGAAGACGGCGAAGGUCACCCGGGUGACCAACAGUCGUAUCAGCAUCGGAUAUGACGAGCGCCAUCGGGCUGCACCGACGGCGGACUUGCAUAACUCCUUGGCCCAUGACAUUGGCCACGUCGUUCGGACCCAUUGCCCGAUGCAAUGGAAGUCUUGGAGGGUCAUGCCUGACGAGAUCAAGAUGCAAGUUCGCGGCCAGUUGUCGACGAACUACCACUUAGAGGAAAUCAACGAGGAGACCUUGGCGUACGUCAACAGACUCUUCGGUGAGAGGUACAAGCAGUGGAAGAGCGACUUGCACCACCAUUUUCAGGCGUUUGAUGAUCCGCAAGUCGCUCUUCAGGAGGGUUGCCCGGAGGAGCUUGAGGGGCGGGAGGAUAGUUGGGCGUGGCUCUGCGCUCAUUUUCAGGCGCCCGAUUAUGUGAAUAAAGCCCAAGUGAAUAAGGGCAAUAGGAAGAAGAAGACUCUUCUCCACCAUUCCGGCUCCAGGCCCUUCUCAUAUAGGAUGGAUGCACGGCGGGGGUCGAAAUUCCCAGAGAUCGACGUCUUUGGUGACGUUUAUGUUCGACCUGGGAAUGAGUUGGCCGAGUCCCUUCAUACGACGAUGGUGGAGAGGAGCCAGUUGGUUCUUCAAGAGUCCGCCUCCCAACUUCCUCCCGAGACUCCGAUCGAGUCUGUGGAUCCUCCGCAUGAUGCUGGAUUUCAGAUUUUGACGCAGACGUUGGAUCAGACUCUCGGGAGGAGGCCGGGAACAUAUUGUAGGGGGAUGGGGAAUGCCCGACAAAGGGAACCUCGACCGCGGUCAUCGUCGCAGGCAAACAAUCAGGUGAUUGUUUUGACAUCGCGGGUUGCCGAGCUUGAGGGUCAGAUGUCGGUGAUUCUGCAGUCCCUCGCGCGGUCCGGCAUUCCAAUCCCGAAUUUUGGUGCGUCGACCUCCGAGCCCGUCCACCCCGGGCAUCCCCAGCACACCACGGCCCCUGCAGACGCCCAUACCUCCGAGCCGCAUGUGGCAGAUGACCAAAUCGCAGUACCUUUGUCUUGCCUGAAGAUAUUACACAGUUUGCAGGCGUGGAAGAAAUUGGGGCUACUGUGGUUGCAGUGCUUAUAUGAUCGUUUGAGAGAAGCAAAUAUGUGCACCAUGGUUGGCUUUAUCGACCCUGCUCAAGUUAGCGCCAACGCUGGGUCACUAACUGACAGAUCACGAAUUGUAGCCAGUAGACUUCAGAAAACAGAUGGUGAACAGAUUUUCAUGAUGCCUUACAAUCCAGGCCGUCAUUGGGUCUUGCUGAUUGUGAGAGCAAAGAGGGAAACCGUCUAUUUUCUGGAUCCUCUGCCUGGAAAUCGUGUGGUUGAUGAGGAGGGCAAAAACAUUGUGAACACUGCUUUAAAAAUUUAUAAUUCCCACAUAGGCAGACCAGGCCGUAAAGCACCAAUUUGGAAAACUCUGCCAAGCACACCAAAGCAACCCAGCAGUGUCGAAUGCGGGUAUUAUGUGAUGCGCUUCAUGAGGGAGAUCAUCAUGGAUCCUUCCUUGGAGUUUGAGAAGAAGUUUGCCAAGGGAAAAGUGCAAGCGCCAUACCCCCAAGAAGCCAUUAAUGAAGUCCGGAAUGAAUGGGCAGAUCUUGUUUGCCUUCAUAUGGAAUAG
Messenger RNA from Prunus armeniaca (apricot), 1902 nucleotides. NCBI's taxonomy places the organism in Eukaryota, Viridiplantae, Streptophyta, Magnoliopsida, Rosales, Rosaceae. The record is from the annotation of a GenBank genome assembly.